AUGGAUGCAGUUGAAAUACUGAAGAUCUUGAACGGUAACUCUGAUAUUCUUUACGGCAACGCAGAGUUGGCCAAGCAUAUUAGGUUUGACAUAGAUUGGGCCUUUGGUUGGUCGAGAACAGUUGCUGCCAAGGCUUUGUCAGUAUUGAAUGAGCAAGAUGAGGCUCUUUAUCAAGAAGGGAACUCGGGGUCGAUUUCUUCAUAUGUGGAGGAGACUGGUGUAGGAAGGCUUUUUAAGCCAUCAAACCUUGCAGAUACUCAAGGUGUUCAAGUUUUGGUGAAUACUAGGAUUGUCACUUAUGUACUUGCCCAUAAAGCCAUCAAUGUUCUAACUCCGAUCCUUUAUUCUACCUCGAUAGUAGAGAUUCCUACCCCUACUCCCGAGGUGGAUCAACUUGUGGAUGUUGCAGCCACUUUAUCAGUGGGAGAAUCAACCCCGCCUCUGGUUUCUUCAUCUGCAAUGGCUUUGAGUCUUUUGGUUGUUUCAAUAUCAUUCUACUUGAAGGAAUAUAUAUCACCAGAUUCUGAUUUAUAUGCGACAUUGAGCCUCGUAUCGGUGGCUGGAGUUGUGGUCAUGGUUAUUGCAUUCUCUCUGGGAUUAGGAGUAAUGCCAUGGAUUAUAAUGUCUGAGAUUCUUCCGAUUAACAUCAAAGGCCUAGCUGAAAGUUUUGCAACACUUGUCAAUUGGUUCUUUUCCUGGUUGGUUACAUUAACAGCAAAUUUGCUCUUGGAUUGGAGUUCGGGAGGAUUUGUUGCCAUUUGGGUCCCCGAGACAAAGGGAAAAACUCUUGAAGAAAUACAACAGUUUUUCAGAUGA
This is a messenger RNA of Lathyrus oleraceus (garden pea), 816 nucleotides long. RefSeq lists its product as uncharacterized. Gene Ontology annotation, cellular component: membrane; plant-type vacuole. Gene Ontology annotation, biological process: transmembrane transport. NCBI's taxonomy places the organism in Eukaryota, Viridiplantae, Streptophyta, Magnoliopsida, Fabales, Fabaceae. The coding region runs from base 1 to 816 and encodes 271 amino acids. The record is from RefSeq and is a predicted model, not a curated record. Gene Ontology annotation, molecular function: transmembrane transporter activity. The transcript has 9 exons.